AUGGAGGGGAAGAUGCAGAAGUUUUCUACACUUGAGACAUGGUGGAUGCUGCGUAAUGCCAAAAGUUCCUGCAGUUGGGCCAGAGGUAUUUGGUUUACUCAAGCGACGCCGAAGUUCGCUUUCAUGACCUGGUUAUCGAUGCUUGAUAGAAUGUCUACAUUGGAUAGGAUUUCUAAGUGGAAUCAGAGGAUUGAUACUACUUGUGCCCUAUGUAAGAGUGCUCCAGAGACAAGAAACCAUUUGUUCUUUAUGUGCGCUUACUCCUCUCAGAUUUGGGAACAUAUCGCUAGGGGCAUUCUCUGCGGUUCUUACACCAAUGUAUGGUCUGAGAUAGUAAGCAUUAUUGGAGAUGAGACCAUGGAAAGGAAGCGACUGUUCUGUGUGAGAUAUGCUUUUCAAGCGGUCUUAUAUGCGGUUUGGAGGGAACGCAAUAAGAUCAUUCAUGGAGAUAAGUUGUUGCCUCUGACUACAUUGAAGAGAAUGAUUGAUAAAGGGAUUCGUAACAAGAUUACUUUGAUGAGAAAUCAUGGUGUGAAAGGAAUGGGGGAACUUAUGCAAUUCUGGUUCCUUACUAGAGUGUGA
Messenger RNA from Brassica oleracea var. oleracea, 582 nucleotides. RefSeq lists its product as uncharacterized. Lineage: Eukaryota; Viridiplantae; Streptophyta; Magnoliopsida; Brassicales; Brassicaceae. The record is from RefSeq and is a predicted model, not a curated record. Bases 1 to 582 code for a protein of 193 amino acids. The transcript has a single exon.